This is a messenger RNA of Neurospora tetraspora, 1599 nucleotides long. RefSeq lists its product as uncharacterized. Lineage: Eukaryota; Fungi; Ascomycota; Sordariomycetes; Sordariales; Sordariaceae. The transcript is spliced from 3 exons. Bases 431 to 1414 code for a protein of 327 amino acids. The record is from RefSeq and is a predicted model, not a curated record.
GUGUGUAAAAAUGGAAGCUGCAGCAGCGGGCGCCCGGCAAGUCACUGCCGUCCAGCGAUGUUCAGCGACGCCCAGAGCAUCCAGCCCGCUCGCCAAGCACGCCAAGGCCAAACAACGCACCCACAGACGAGUCUUGGUCGGGCUUGGAUGGCGAUCGCGAGCGGGUUCCGGGCUCUUUUGCGGGCAAUCCAAUUCCUUCCCUUGGCAUGCUGGAUUUCCCCCUUUCCCUUUCUUUUCUCUUUUUACUUUUGUCAUUGCGAUUCCCCAUCCAUCCCCUCCUUCAAAUUGUUUGUUUUUCCUUGUGAAAUGUUGACGGUACUACCAUUGGAAGGAGAAGAACAACCCAGUUCGCGAUCGCACCGCUUGACUCGGUGAACAAGAGAAGGGGGAAAAGGGACACAGUCAGCACAGACAGAGAACAAAAAGGAGAAUGCGCCUAUCAUCUCUGCAACGCAUGGCCACCGGCUUAUCAGCAGCACCAGCACGAGCACCAGCACAACCAGCGCGGGGUCACUGUCAGAAUGUCACCGCCGCCGCCGUCGGAAGAGGUUCUUCUCUGGCUACAGUGGCCGCGAAACUUGUAUUGCUAUGUGCGGUCGGCACAGGACUUGUUGUCGGUGUCAAUGGCCAGACCUUGACCACGGCGACAAGCGCAGCAUCGGCCGCAGUAGCAACCGCAGCUCCGUUGGAUAUCGCGACUCCGACUAGUACCACUACCGCCGAUCACCACAAGCAUGGGUCCUCCUCCGACUCCGCUCCCACCUCUAUCGCUAUAUCCGGGUCCGAUGUCAUCACAUCCGUGGCCAAGCCGGCUGCCGAGCCCACAACCGUCUCUAUCUGGGUUCCCGGGUAUGGGGUACAGGAUUGGAGUAAUUUGAGGGGCAGCAUCAUCAGCAGUGACGAAUCCAUGACCGCCUACACCAUCUUUUGCGCCCAAGGACAGCCAAAUUGCGCCCUGUCCGCUGAUGCACCCUUUGUGUUUACAGAAGGCCCCAAGUCCUUCAAGUACACAGGCGUAGCGGAGCCAACCUUCACACAAGAAAUGCACUGCAACUUCAAUGGCACCGCCGCCGCCAUCUGCGCCGGCACCUCCUCAGUUGGCUCGCACUACGUUGUGGGCACCGUCACAGGUCCCGCGGCGACGACAUGGACAGAGACUUACAGCAGCCCCAACAUCACCUGGGUCGCCUUGACGCUUGCAACGCCCGGCCCCAUGGUUGGCACCACGGACAUUGACGGUACGGCGGUGGCGUCUGCGACAGGCGGAGAUCCUGAUAGCGUUUUGGGAAGCGAGGGACUAUUCGGCCCCACGGGUGCCCCCAAGAAUGGCGCUGCUGGGAGCUCGACGGCGGAGAGGAUAGGUGUUUUGGGGGUUGCUGUGGCGGGUGUGGUUGGAGGGGUGUUGAUGCUUUAAAAUGUCUGCAAAGGUCAAAAGCAUUGAGGGUCAGGUUUUCUUUUUCUGUCUUUGCACUUUUGGCAUUGGCGCUGGCGUUGGGAUGGGAAUUGAUUGGAGGAUAUACCGCUUUGUUUCAAGUUUCAGGACUUCCUGUUUGGGAUAUGACAUUUCAGGGUUGGCAUGGCAUGGAACAGGGGGAGAAG